UAACUUACUGUGCCCAUUAAGAUAACGACGAUAACGACUUUCGGAAAUGUGGCAAAAAGAUGACCGUUGUCAUCAUUAUUCCAAACAUAUUAGAGAAACGGUUCUUCGGUGUUACUAUUUCACCAAAAUAAUAUUCAAUAUACAUACCUAGACAAGCUGAAAGACUUAUCAAAGAAAAGAGAAACCCCAUAAAAAAAAACUCAGCUCAUAUCGUAUUAUCAAAAUUUUCUAUAUUACGCAAGGGGGAAAGUUAUCUCGGAGCAAACCGGGCGCACUUAAGGAGUCAAACGACAACUCGCCUGAUCUGGCGUGGUUAGGUAACGGCUGAGCCUCUACGUACAUCGUCGGCUUUCGUUCGGCAACACAGUCGAUCUACAACAUCUGAUUGCGCUAAGAUCGCAGACCGACAUUAUCAGAGCCUCAAAUUCGACUGGGUAUACGAACAAGGACUGUCGUCGCGUUGGCCUAAGGCCGUGAUUCGCCAUUUACAUUGGCCGUCGUGGCCGCAUUAGGUCCACACACAUCCCGAAUAUCCCAGCUAAGGGUCCCGAACAGCUUGAUAUAAAUAGUCCUUCGGUCCUAGUAGUACGUGUCUGGGUUUUCCUUUGAGGCCACGACGACGUGCUUUUGUUUUUCUAUUGACCCUUACUACGUAUCUUUGCCCUUGCCCUUGCCCAUAUCGCACGUCAUGGCUCAUUCCCAUCUCUCGAUAGAUUCUCUCCCGAACGAGGUCAUUAUCAAUGUUCUGAGCAAUUUCCCGACUCGCUCGCUGUUGCCCCUUGCUGCUGUCUGCCGCCGCUUCUAUGGACUCGUUGGCCGAGUGCACUAUGCGCGCCUUGUGGAAACAUCGAGGCUUGAGGAUCACGAAGUGAUUCUUGAAAGCUUUCACCCAAGCGAGAAGCUUAGUACGCCUUCGCUGCACUGCGAGUUCCAAGGGAUGCAUGGACUCACCGAGGCCGGCGAAGUUGCUGACCUCGGAGAGCUCAACAACAUAUACGCACGCUUUCGCCCAUACCUCGACUCCGAAAAGGCAGCGGGACAGAUUGUCCGGAUGCCGUCGCACGAACUUUCCCUAGACUCUGGCGAACUCUUCUCCCAGCUAUGCACAAUAACCAACCUGGUUAAGGUGGGACCCAGACACGGUUUGUUUUCCAGCUUUGCCAACAUCACCGACAACGUGGUCCGUGUAUGGCGUGGCUGGUUGAACGAGGCAGCAAAAGCAGCAGCAAGGACGCAACAGCAAGCAGGUUCGGGCUCAGAUGAACGGACCAUCCUCUGGACCGAUUCGUCAAAGACCGUCGGCAUAAGAUUCCGAGUCGUUGAGGACGAGAGCAUACCAGCACCCGUCCUCUUCGGUCGAGAUGACGAGCCUUCGGUUACAUAUUCAUUAGAGUACCAAGAGUUGCUUAUAAGAGCAAACUGGCUACUUCUCAGCUUUGAGUCAUCUGAAACUCAAGAAGAAACUCAUGCAGGAGCCGUUUACUUUCCAGGUACCGGCGCGGUUUACCAGCCCUGUAAUAGCUUUCUACAAUGCGCCGUCCCGUCAGAGCGACUAUUUCAGUCGAUGGUUACGACGUUCGUUAUGUAAACCGCCACGAACGCGGUACGGGCUUACGGACCUUAAUGAGAUACGAUGUUUAAUGUUAUGGGUAUAAUACAGGGACAUGGGGAUUGACAUAUGUCAGACCAUGCGAUUCGGCGACAGGGUUUUGUCUUUUUUAAUGAUGUGCUUGGAGUUUAUAUAAACCGCUCAUAUAGAGCUAGCGUUUCUACUUCGAAGAUGGACUUUGUAGAAUUAAAAUUUGGUUAUAAUAACUUAGAAUCUAGAGUAUUCCCAUACAAAUUUCUCUAUCUUACG
This is a messenger RNA of Daldinia loculata, 1858 nucleotides long. RefSeq lists its product as uncharacterized. Bases 689 to 1588 code for a protein of 299 amino acids. The record is from RefSeq and is a predicted model, not a curated record. The transcript is spliced from 4 exons. Gene Ontology annotation, molecular function: protein binding. Lineage: Eukaryota; Fungi; Ascomycota; Sordariomycetes; Xylariales; Hypoxylaceae.